Messenger RNA from Heterobilharzia americana, 1734 nucleotides. The record is from the annotation of a GenBank genome assembly. NCBI's taxonomy places the organism in Eukaryota, Metazoa, Platyhelminthes, Trematoda, Strigeidida, Schistosomatidae.
AUGGCAAUGACUGCUACAGCUACACCAAAAGUUCGUAGAGAUAUUCUUCUCCAAUUGAAGAUGAUGAAUACUAAAUGGUUUAUUCAAAGUUUUAAUCGUGCCAAUUUAAAAUUUGAAGUACGACCAAAAAAGCCUAAAAAUUGUACUAAAGAAAUUAUUGAUGUAAUACAUAAUGAAUUCCCUAAACGAUCAGGUAUUGUUUACUGUUUAUCUCGUCGAGAAUGUGAUAUAGUCGCUGAAGAAUUAACUAGUGCAGGAUUUCAAGCAUUCGCUUAUCAUGCUGGUAUGACAGAUACUCAACGACGUAAUGUACAACAAGCAUGGAUACAAGAGGAUAAAUGCAAGAUUGUAUGCGCAACUAUUGCUUUUGGAAUGGGAAUUGACAAACCGGAUGUUCGAUUUGUUAUACAUCAUUCAAUACCAAAGUCGAUUGAAGGUUAUUAUCAAGAAGCUGGACGUUCAGGUAGAGAUGGAUUACCUUCAACAUGUAUCCUUUAUUAUCAUUGGCAUGAUGUUGUAAGGUUGAGGAAGUUAAUACAAGGUGAUGGAUCUAGUUCAACAGUUCGAGAAACUCUCCGAUUUCAUGAAGAUGCAUUGUAUCGUAUGGUUUCUUAUUGUGAAAAUCAAAUCGAUUGUCGCCGAAAACAAAUGUUAUCACAUUUUGGUGAAGCAUUUGAUGCUGUUGAUUGUGGAAUUAUAGUUGGUUGUCUAUGUGAUAAUUGUCAAAUGUCAGAUCGACGACGUUUAGAACAUAGAGAUGUUACUGAGGAUGCUGUUAAAGUUGUUCGUGCAGUUGAAUUGUUUGUACGAUCACGUCGUAAUGUAACAUUGAAUUAUCUUGUAGAUUUAUUCCGUGGCGCAAAUACAAGUCAAAUUCAACGUAGUGGUGAUCAAAUGAAUUCAAUUUAUGGUCAAGGAUCAAGUUAUUCAAAGACAGAUGCUGAAAGAUUACUUCAUCGUCUUGUUGCUGAACGUGUAUUGUUUGAAGAGUUGGCAGUUACACAAUUGGAUCAUGUUGUUGCUUAUGUUCGUCUUGGAUAUAAAGCAACAUCACUUUUGAAUGGUUCCAUUAAAAUUACUCUGCCAGUUUCUAUACCGAAUCGACCAGGUCAAAAUGAAGUUAGUGUUGUUGGUCGCCCACCAGAAGAUCGUUAUGCCAGUAUUCGUAAUCAAUGUUAUGAAGAAUUAGUUCAAGCAGCUAAACAACUUACCUCAAGUCAAGGUAUUUCAAAUUAUGCUACUGUAUUUCCAAAUGAAAUGUUACUUGAAAUGGCUUCAAGUUUACCAACUACACGUGAAGAACUAUUACAAAUUCCACAAUGUACUGAUUAUAAAUUGAAUUGUUUCAAUGCUGAAUCAUCAUUUCUAGAAAUCACUUUGAAUUAUCUUUCAAUACUUGGUGCGUUGAAAGCGGAAGAAAAAGAACAAGAAGAAAUGCUUUUACAAGAAUCAUGUAAACCAUUAUCCAAUUCUAAUGUAAAUCGAUCACGUGGUGGUUUUGUUAAACGUGGUCGUGGUAAAUCAUAUACUACUACAAAAAAGACUACAUCCAGUACAAAUGAACGGAAACGUAAAGGGAAUUAUUUAUUUGGAAAGUAUCAAUUCAAAUCGAAUUCCACUUCAUCAGGAUCAUCAUCUACUACAACAGGUUGGAAACGAAAAGCUCAAACAAGUGCUCCCAAUUCCAACUCAUUUCAACCGAAACUUAUGAAACUUUCUGUCAAACGGGAUUAA